Molecule: messenger RNA, 2956 nt
Organism: Rhodamnia argentea
Lineage: Eukaryota; Viridiplantae; Streptophyta; Magnoliopsida; Myrtales; Myrtaceae
Exons: 10
Coding region: 16-2280 (754 amino acids)
Biological process (GO): DNA-templated DNA replication; DNA repair
Cellular component (GO): DNA replication factor C complex; nucleus
Molecular function (GO): DNA binding; DNA clamp loader activity
Source: RefSeq, a predicted model, not a curated record
UCUUUUUUCCUGACGAUGGAUAGUCCUCCCAAUUAUAGCAGGCCCUAUCAGCUGAGAAGCGGUUACGAGCCGUCCGAUACAGAGACGGAGUGGCAGGAAAAUCCGCGGCGGGAGCAGAGACAGAACGACGACGAUUUGGAGUUUGGAGGUCCGAAAGUUGAUUUGAGCCGGCCCAGGAACAUUACCCCACUGAAACUGAGCCGCAGGCAACCUUCCUUCGGUGGGCCUUCUCCUAAAAAGGAAACUGAAGCCGCUUCAGUUCGACGGAGACACAGCAGUAAGUCGCCGUACAAGCCGAGAAGAGAUAAUGGAAAUGCUCUUUCUCCGAUAGGUGGAUCAGAUGCAUGCAGAAAUGUCAGCCCUUUAUCAAAACCCGAGCACUGGAGGCAUAUUUCUCCUUAUAGGCCGGGAAGAGAAGAAAAUGCAAAUGAUGAAAAUGAGAUUACAAGCUCAAACAGGAAUUCAAAUCGUAGAACACGAUCAAGGGAUGAUAGGGAAGGCCAUCUGCAGCUCCUUGAUCUGAGUAGAGUAAGUUUGAAAUCAAACUACGGUCAGCGAUCUGUUACUGCACCGAAACAGAGAGCAAGGGACAGGGAACAGCAUAACAACUCAAAGGGAGAGCGGACCCUGUCACCAUUGGAAAGAAAUGUAAUUCAGAAACAGCGGGAAGCUUCUCCCUUGAGAAAACCUUCUGUUGGUGAGAUAAAUGAAAUGGUAGCAAAUUUAAAACUCUAUAGAGGUCCCGCUACUGCUACUACUUUUGAAAGCACAGAUUCCAUAUCACCUGGCGAUAUCUUCUUUUCUCGGGACGACACAGCUUUGGCUUUUCAGAAGAAUGUCUUCCCAAGAAAUGAUGGGCAGGAGACACGUUUUGUUCCACCACCCAAAACUGUUCCACAUAGGGAUGUUUCUCAUCAACGGGUGAGAUCAAAUGGUGGCUCUGACAAUAAUCCACAAGGGAGUGCAUCUAGUUUGAGGGCAUCAAGGACGACCCCAAAUUCAAAUUCCAACAUAAGUAGGCAAAGCAGCAACAGAAAUAGCACUGUGAGUAGUAAGAUGAGUGACUUCAGUGCUGGAACAACUGAUAGUAUUAAGAAAUUUACAGCCAACCGCAGGAAGAGCCAGACAGAAACAUGGUUUGCUUGUAUGAGGAAAGGGUCUUGUAGAACCUCAAAAUCACCUGAACCAACUAGAGCCUUUGAUGAAGCCUCCUUCAUUGAGAAGGCAUUUGUGGUAGAAAACCUAAGGCAGUUUUGGGCUGAUAAGCAUCAACCUCAUUCUCUCGAUGGAUUCAGUUGCCACAAACAGGAAGCACAACUUCUUAAGAAAUUAGUGUCAAAUGAUGUUUGCCCCCAUAUUUUGUUGAAGGGUCCUUCUGGAUCUGGGAAAAGGGCAUUAACAAUGGCCCUUUUACAUGAGAUAUACGGUGACCAAUCUUGGAAUGUAACUCACGAGUUACGAUCCUUCCAUAUCCAGGAGAAAAGGCCUACUCAAGUAAUUAUUCCGCUGGCAUCCAGCGCUCAUCAUGUGGAACUGAAUGCACAUAAAGAAGCCAAUUCCAGAAUUGCACUAAUGGCUUUAGUUAAGGAAAUUAGUAGCAAUCAUGCAAUCAUCCCUGAAGUCAGUCAUGCAGGUUUUAAGGCAGAUCAUAAAGUAAUAGUACUCUAUGAGAUUGACAAAGCAGCAGAAAAUGUGCAACACUUGAUCAAGUGGAUAAUCGACUGCUAUUCGGAUUCUUGUAAACUUAUACUUUGCUGUGAGGAUGAUGGGACUAUUCUUGAAUCAGUGAAAAACCGCUGCAAAGUCAUCAAGGUUGAUGCUCCAAUCACUCAUGAGAUUAUGGAGAUUCUCAUCCAAAUAGCAAGGAAGGAAGACUUUGAAUUACCAAUGAGCUUUGCUGCCAAGAUAGCCACCAAAUCGAGACAGAACCUCAGAAAAGCUAUUAUGGCUCUUGAAGCCUGCAAAGCACACAACUAUCCUUUCAUAGAUAACCAACCAAUUCCAUUGGGUUGGGAAGAGGUACUAGUGGAACUUACUGCCGAAAUUCUGGCUGACCCAACUCAAAAGAGAUUAUUCUUUGUAAGGGGAAAGAUUCAGAAACUUCUGGUGGAUUUCGUGCACCCCAAACUGAUACUCCUGCAGAAGCUUGCAGAACAGUUUUUGAAGGCGGUAGAGGCUGGUUCUAAGAGGGACCUCUACUAUUGGCAUGCUUAUUAUGAUAAAAGACUACCAACUGGGACGACUGCUUUACUGAAAUUAGAAGGUAAUAGAAAGAGUUGAUUUCCUAUGCCACUGAGUAAAUGGAAUGCAUAUGAAGAACGUGCCGUCAAAAUGCACUUAAACCCCGAGUCUUUCUUUUGGAAUAUGUCUAAUUUGUUCUGAACGUUACCGCGGAGUUCCAAGGACUCCAAAUUUUCAGUUUGAUCCUGAUUUUCAUGAGCCAUACAGUGCGAGCACUGUCGCUGCUUAGCGGUCUGCUGCUCAAUAUUGACUUUCUUCAAAACAUUGUUGCUCUGUUCUCCGUUUUAAACCUCGUAACCUGUAUGAGAUUUUGGCAGUCCAAAAGGCUUUAGAUAAAACCAAAAUCCAUCUCAAGCAAACCAAGAAUUCAUUGUAUCCUUCCCCCUCUUCUUUUUCAAGCAAGGCAAUGGGGAUGGAAGAGGGACGGGUUUGGAAAGGCUAACGUGGCCCCAAACCCGUCCCAAAAACUUUCUAUUCUUCCCCAAACCUGCUCCAAACUCGUUAUACGUUUUGAUAUAAUAUCCUAAACCUGCCUCACUGGAGUAGUAGGGCUUUUGUCAGGUACGUGCAAUCCGCCUCAGUAUUUUUAAUGAACAAUAAUCUUGUAUUAAUAAUAAACAACCUCAUAUAUGCAAAUGCAACUAUUUAUUCGAAACCCCUGAAUUGUAAAUCUCCAAUCAUAAGUCUACAGAGUCCAAAAAUAUAAGAUUAAGAG